Molecule: messenger RNA, 8122 nt
Organism: Amphiprion ocellaris (clown anemonefish)
Lineage: Eukaryota; Metazoa; Chordata; Actinopteri; Pomacentridae
Product: BCL-6 corepressor-like
Exons: 14
Coding region: 1696-7791 (2031 amino acids)
Biological process (GO): negative regulation of transcription by RNA polymerase II
Cellular component (GO): nucleus
Molecular function (GO): protein binding; transcription corepressor activity
Source: RefSeq, a predicted model, not a curated record
AGAGAGCGGAGAAGAAGAAGAGCCGCGUCCGCGUGAAGCGAAACAACGAGAGACCAGAGCAGCGCGUGGACCGGACGAGGACGAAUCGGCGGAGCAACGGACGGACUAACGGACGGAGUAACGGACGGAGUAAGGAACGGACUAACGGACGGAUUAACAGAGGUCAUGUGGAAUAAACCGCGAGCGGCGCGCUGAGGAAUAAUUCCGGUUUCUGUGUGUGUCUGAAAUUGUUUGGAUGUAACACACACACAGAGAGACACACACACACGCAAGCACACACAAACACACAGUUCAGCCCGGUACCGGACGGCGCGUGCGCAGCAGGAUACAACACACCUGUUUUUACCUUCAGGAAGGAAACCCGCACUGUGCGCGUGUGUGUCCGUGUCCUUGCGCGUGCUGCUGAACUGAUUGAUGGACAGAAGAAGAAGCGACAUGACGAGCUGAUCGCUGUCUGAAGAUCAACCAGAGGAAGGAAGAGCUCAGCAGGUGAUGAAAGGCUGCACAACACAUCACAGAUUAAUGUGGCAGCACAAAGAAAACGUUGAAGACGAGUCAUCAAAUAUCAUGUCAAGAAAAUGUCGGCUCUUAAAAUGUCGCCUCACAAAACAUCGGGAAAUUCUAUUCCAUCACCAAACAUCUAAAACACUCAGCACAUCACAUGUUGAAGUAUGAAUGCUAAUGCUAAAUGCUAGUGUUAAAUGAUCAUGGUACGUCUUUAAACUUGUAAUAAAAUCUGGCGAUGCGUCACACUGUCAAUGUUGAUGAAUGUUUUAAUGCUUCAUUUAAGAAGCUGUGACAUCUUCGGAUCUGACAUCAUAACCUGGGAUGUCAUCGGUUGGACAUCGUCGACUGUGACGUCGUUGGCUGUGACAUCACAGCCUGUGACGUCAUAACCUGUGACACCAUAACCUGUGAUGUCAUCGGCUGUGACAUCAUAACCUGUGAUGUCAUCGGAUCUGCCGUCAUGGCCUGUGACGUCAUCGGAUGUGACAUCAUAACCUGUGACAUCAUCAUCUGUGACAUCACGACCUGUGAUGUCAUAACCUGUGACAUCAUCGUGUGCGACAUCACAACCUGUGACGUCAUCAUCCGUGAUGUCAUCGGCUGUGACGUCACAUCCUGUGACAUCAUAACCUAUGACGUCAUUGGCUGUGACAUCACAAUCUGUGUCAUCAUUGUCUGUGACGUCAUUGGCUGUGACAUCACAACCUGUGGCGUCAUUGUCUGUGAUGACAUCGGCUGUGACAUCACAACCUGUGACAUCAUUGUCUGUGAUGACAUCGGCUGUGACAUCACAACCUGUGACAUCACAACCUGUGACGUCAUCAUCUGUGAUUUCAUAACCUGUGAUGUCAUCGGCUAUGACAUCAUAACCUGUGAAGUCAUUGGCUGUGACAUCACAACCUGUGACUUCAUCACCUGUGACAUCACAACCUGUGAUGUCAUCGUUUGUGACGUCAUCGUCCGUGAGGUCAGAGAGAAGUCUCUGCUGUGUUUCCUGUCGGUUGAACCUGAACAUGAACUAAUUUCUUUUCUCCGUUCGUUUCUCUGCUUCUUGUCCUGAAUUCAUUUACUUUUCCCUCUCGUCUCUUUACUCGCUGCCUUGAAAACAGCCAUCCGGAUCAUUUCCUGAUUGGCUGCGGCUGAGAGCCAAUCAGAGACGGCCCAGGGCGCCGUGUGACAGGAAAUUCAAUGAGGCUGCUUCUCCUUCACCAGGUCGAUGCCAGAGCAGCUCUCAGGAUGAAUCCGCUCGCUGCCCUCAGCAUUGAUCGCUCUGCUCUGGUCGGAGAAAGCCUCCGUCCUCACGGAGGAGUCUUCUAUCCCGGCGUCCAUCAUCUCACUGCAGAAAAACCCCUGCAGCCGGCAGCCAUCCCACUCGGCUACGAUCUUCUGUACAAACCAGAAGUGACCCUGCUGGAUGGCCAGAAGCCUGCUAAUGGAUUUGUUGGACUGUAUAAGAGUCCAGCGUCUGGGCUGCAGAAACCUCUGCUGGUCCCCAUUACCGGAGGCGAAGAUCUGGGUUUGGACCGCCGAGUUCUACCCAACGACAAGCAUUCAGAACUGGGCCUGAACGGCGCCGCUAGCUUCCUGAGGCUGCCCUGGAUCAGCCCCUAUGCCGACGCUACCAUGUACCCAUUCCUGGACAUGGCCUACAAGGCCUCCUUCCUGUCCCAACCGUCGCCCUUCAUCCACCAGCACAUGGCGUAUCAGUCUUUGUGUUCCAGCGGAAGCAGUACACCUGGCGAGGACCGACUCUUCUACCUGCCUCCUUAUAUCUCCUCCCCACUCUGUCCACCAAUCAGGAUGUCUAUAGCUGCUUCACCGAUGCCCCACUGCCAGGACAAGAACCUGCCGGGCCUCGGUCCUCAUCAGGAACCUUCAGCCUUCAGCUCUAGUCCUCAGAUCCACCAGGAAACCCAAAUAGAUCACCACCCAAAGUCCAGUCAGAGCACCUCCACCAAGACUACUCUGAGCAAAAGCAGCAUUGUUAGCAGCUCAGCUAGCAGCGCUGCUACAUCAGCAUCCUCAGUUCCACCUCAUCAACCCCUCAGCAGCUCCACGGAACUCCAGAAGACCCUUUACAGAAGCACCUCCUCAUCCUCAACCUCCCAGCUCUUUUACAGGAGCUCAGACGGCAACAAAACCAAAGACAGCAGCUCAGACAGCAGCAGUGCAGAGAGAUGCUCUUCACCUGCAAAGACACACCUGGACCAAACUGUACCUCAGAAAGCUGCCAAAAACGCCACAGAGAAACCUUUAGAUUUGUCUGCCAAAGAGUUGGAAGGAUUCCCAAAUGGAUUCCCUCCCAAAUCCCAAGCUCUGGCCAAGCUGGGUUAUUUACCACCAUCCCGUUUUGAGCCGCGAGCCGGUCAGGACCAGAACCUCAAGGAGGUUCUACUCCCACCUGUUGGCACAGCAGCAAAGACUCCAGAUCGUCUUGACAAGAUCAGGUCUACACCUUCCACCUGGGUUCCUCCAGGUCCUUCCUCCACCAUGGACUCCCAGACCAUGAAAAACAAGACCAUAGAUACCAGUCCUCAUCAGCCUCCCAGCUCUCCUGGUUCCUCCACAGCUGAGUUAACCAGUGUUCCCAGUCCGGCCUCAGGGGGGCGUCCUUCUGCCACUCCUCCUCCUCCACAGUCCAAUGUUGGAUGGACACAAGUCCCUUCUUCUGACUCUGACAAAAGUCCUCCAAAUAUCAAAGGGGGAAGUCGCUCUGGGAAACAGAACAUUGGUCCAGUUACGUCCGAAGCUUCGGAGAACAAACUUCAUCCUCAACAGCAGCCCCGUAAGGACAACGGAAACUCAUCCAACCAAAUCUAUGGUGACUCCUACCUCCCUCCAGGCCUAGGCUACACCAACCGCUACAUCCCAUAUUCAGCUGCAGAAAAUAUGUCCCUUGGCCGAAUGUCGGUUCCAGGUAAAGGCCCGGUGUACUCCCAUCCACUGUUACUCAGCAGCAGCUUCUACCCGUCAUCUAUUCCACCAAAACACGGCCUCCCGUUUGGAGUCCAUCCAUACCAGAACUCCCAGGAGAUGCCCAACACUUUCAUGUCCACGUAUCCAGGUCCUCAAGGCAAAGACCAACCUGAGAACAGGUCAAAAUCCCAGGACAAGUUCUGGAAUGCAGAACUAUACAAGAACCAGGAAAGGCCAGAUGCUGACACCAAGAGAGACAAGUCCACAAACCAAACAGCAAACUCUUCAGGUAAAAGCCUCUCUGCAGUCAGGGACGAUGUCAUUUGCAUCGACUUGGUGCGAGAUGAGGCAGAUGAAGAUUCGUCCACCAACAAGUGCAGCACAAUGUCCACCAGGACAGAAGGUCCUUUCAAGCAUGGACGGAACCACAUCCAAGACAAGGAGCCAAGGCCUCUAAAAAACCAGAACGCAGAGCAAAGACCCGACUCGAUGCCUCACAAUCCUGUUCAGCAGAACUCCUCUUCAUCUCAGGAGGUCCCAGAGGAGGUUCAAGAAGACGAGGAGGCCCUCAGUCCAUCUCCAGAGAUCCCAAAGGAGCAGACGAUGCGAUGCGCCCGAACUUCUACACAGCAGUAUUCUAGAAAAUCUAAACCUGGAAACAAUGGAGACGCGGUGAUGAGCCUUACCAGUGGAGAAAAUAAUGCUUCUAACGAAACAGAGUCUCCUGGAAAUGAAAACCUUAAACCUCACCUGACGACUUCCAAAGACGGUAACUCAUUGGUUCCUGUCAGCAGAGAAAGUUGUUCUGGUGACAGUACCAGUUCUAACAACAUGGACGCAAUCACAGCCCCAAAGAGAACCGGUUAUGGGUUCCAUCCAGAAGGUCCAGUCUGCAGCAGUGGAGGAAGGACGUGUGGAGAUCUCAGUUCUCAGGUUCCAUCCUGCAGGAGUUCUAAUCCACCUGGAGGAGUCAUGACCACGAGGCCUCCAGCAAGCAUCAACACCAACCCAAGUAGCUCCAAAUGUAACGGAGAGUUCACCAACCGGACUUUCAUGGGACCAUGUUGUCCAAAUGUGACCUUGAAGGCUGAACCUAGAGUCUUCGGUGGCCCAGCUGGUGGUAGCAUCAGUCCACGGUCUACAAAUGGUGAAAACCACAACACCAACCUCAGAGCUCCUACGUACAUAAAGAACUUCAGCAGUCUGAGUUGUGGAGGUUCUGGCUCUGAAGUAAACCUCAGGGGCUCCACAUAUGGAAGUGGUUUACCUGGAGGUCCAUCCUGUCAGAAGCUUCCCCCCACCGAUGGACUCUCCACCAGGACACCUACAGAUGUUACUCCAGAGCCGCCGGUCGACCAGAACCUCAGCUCCAGUGACACGGGUCAGAUCCAGACCGACGCCGGCUGUGGAGACGGGAAGACGGACUCCAGUGUCCAGGACGGUUUGGAUCUCCUGGCAGACGAAGACGAGGGCGGCAGCAGGAACCGGCGCUCCGGACUCACCAGGCGGAUCGCCAACUCAUCCGGCUACGUAGGCGACCGGAUCAAAUGUGUGACAACCGAGCUCUACGCCGAUUCCAGCAAGCUGAGCCGAGAGCAAAGAGCGCUGCAGCGUGCCAUGCUGCGUUUCUCAGAGCUGGAGGUGAAGGAGAAGGAAGGAGGAGGAGGAGAGACGGCAGACGGAGGGAGAGGAGAGGAGGUGGAGUGGAGCGAGGGGAGGAAUGCCUCUGUAGCUGCUGAGGCUCCGAGAGGUCUACAUCCGUCCUGUCCUGUCAGCCGCAUCCCUGUCCUCGGAGGAAAGAAAGACUUGGAGGAGGACGAGGAGAACGAUGAUGGAGAACCUCAGCAGGAGAAGAAGAACCUGACUUCUUCCUCACAGCCAGAACAUCAGAGGUUCAUUCCUGCUGCCAGAAACCUGUUUCCAAAUCCAAACGUUCUGAUGAACCGACGGCAGAUCUUCAGCCUGGAACCGUUUCACCAGAGCAGCAUCAUCAUGAAGCGAGGCCGGGAGGAGAACCAGGAGGACCAGGAACACCAGGAGGACCAGACGGAACAUCUCAACAAGAAAACGAAGUUCAGUGACUCCAGCCUGGACGACGUGAAGAAGCUGAAGGUCUGCAUUGAGCUCAAUGGCCUCCGACUCAGCAAGCCCCGCCUCCCCGCAGAGCUCAGCCAAUGGCUGCCCUCCAACCAGAAGUUCAGGAUGGACUCGAAGUCGGACGCUAGCGGAGGCUGGUGUGACGGAACCGGAGUUUUCCACGUAGCUCCGCCCUCCUCACAUGCCCGUCUUCUUCGGCAACCGUCCCCACAGCAACCGUCCCUGCGGCAACCGACCCCGCGGCAACCGUCCCCGCGGCAACCAUCCUUCAGCUGCCUGGCGUCGUCCCGCCUCCAGGACAAACACCAGAAGCUAAGGGAGAGUCGGCGAGCCUCCACCUUCCUCCCAUCGCUGCCUCCUCUUCCUGCCCCCUUCGCCUCACCUGACCGCCAUCACCUCCGUUGCCAUGACGACGACCUCGACAAGCCGAAGGGCAAAUGUCCGUUCAAGACGAAGCACACGGGAGGAGAGUCAGCAGCGGACGAGGACGAGGACGAGGCGAGCGAGAAGGUGUCUCUGUCCGACCCGUCUCAUUCGUCGGCCCGGCCCAUCCCUCCAGAGGUUCGCCGGCUGAUCGUGAAUAAAAACGCCGGAGAGACGCUGCUGCAACGCGCCGCCCGACUGGGAUACGAGGAGGUGGUGCUGUACUGUCUGGAGCAGCAGAUCUGCGAUGUCAACCACCGAGAUAACGCUGGUUACUGUGCCCUGCAUGAGGCCUGUGCCCGCGGCUGGCUGCAGAUCGUACGCCACCUGGUGGAGAACGGAGCCGACGUCAACUGCAGCGCUCAGGACGGAACCAGGCCAUUUCAUGACGCCGUGGAGAACGACCACCUGGAGGUCGUUCGCUUCCUGCUGUCCUGUGGCGCCGAUCCGACGCUCACCUCCUACUCCGGACGAGGACCAAUCAGCAUGACCCACAGCGCUGCCAUGGAAACCUUCCUGGAAGACUAUCUGUCCGACCUCCAGGGAAGGUCGGAGGGCGACCCGGGAACCUGCUGGGAAUUCUACGGAAGCUCAGUGUGCGAACCGUCCAGUGAAGGAGGCGUUUACAACGUUCUCGCAGAUCCACCGGGACCAGAGGAGGAGGAGGAGGAGGAUGAAGAGGAGGACCAGGACGAGGAGCAGCGAGCUCGGAGGGAGGUGUUCGAGUUCGAACUGUCUGACCGACCGCUGCUGCCCUGCUACAACAUCCAGGUGUCGCUGUCUCAGGGUCCCAGGAACUGGCUACUGCUGGCCGACGUCCUCGGUCGUCUCCGGAUGACGUCCCGGUCGUUCCGCCGUCUCUUCCCUCAGCUGAACGUCCAGUCGGUUCCGGAGGACGAAUUCUACCGACAGGCUUUGCUGUCCCAGCUGCUGACGGGUCCGGAGGAACAGCAGCUGGCCGGCUUCAGGCCCGACGUCCGGGACCCCCUCGAGCUGGUGGAGGCGACGCCUGAGCUGGCUGGGAUGCUCGGAUCCUCGCUGGAGUUCGUGGACAGUCGCUGGGACUCACUGGAAGCUUCUCCGCCUCCCACGCCGCCACGGCAACCAGUCCCAGCACCGCUAGCACCACGAGCUAAAGUGGACCCUCCAAACCGGACCUCGGUGUUCGGACCUAAACAUCAGGGAUCUCCCACAGCUAAACUGGAAGCUAAACCAGACAGCAGCAUGUGGGAACAAAGACAGGAAGUAGCAGAUUGGAACAUCUCAGUCAAACCAAACCCGACCAGGAAUGUGAGCAUCUGGGAACCACAGAGACAACGCAAGAACCCUGCAACCUCCGAGUCCGCUCAUCCAGACCAGAAGACGGACUCCACUGCGUGGCAGAACCAGAUCAGAACCAUCAGGUCCGACGCUGCUGCAUCGGAACCACCACGACUUCAGAAUAAGAACUUUGAAUGUCCCAACGGCGCCACAGAUGCUAACGUGUUUAAACUACAUCGAGACGCUAAGACCACCAGACUUUUAGUUUCUGCCAAUGCUUCGGUGGACUGCAGCGUUCUACUGCGACGUAAGAUCGACGUGACGUCCGUCCUUACGAAGACUGACGUCAGGACGGACGCUAACGUGUGGGAAUGUCCAGGAACUAAGAGGGGUGACACCAAAAGAUCCGCUAGCCCCUGCGAUGGACUAGGAGCUAAGGGUCUAAAACUGGACGCCGCCUGGAGGAGGAACAUGGCCGACGUCAGAGUCCACAUCAGGGAUCUGGGUUUGAAGGUCGGCAGCAUCCGGACCGACCUGAAGAAGGAGGCGGGGAAGGGGAAGUCUGGCAGAACCAAGACCAGGUCCUGAGACGGAUCCUGUAAACACUGUAGAGAACUCUAGAACCAGACGGAACGUGGUCUGGAACAGCAUCAUCGGUGUUCUCUGUAAAUACUGCUUUUAUUUAUGAUGGACUCUCUGGACAUACGUGUAGAUGGGUUCCUGCUCUGUACAUACGUGUGGAUGGGUUCCUGCUCUGUACAUACGUGUGGAUGGGUUCCUGCUCUGUACAUACGUGUGGAUGGGUUGCUGUUGACGUCGUAGCUUCUGUUCUCAGAGGUGGUUUGUUUGUUAUGUUGUGUGUUGUUUUGUAUUCAGCGUCCAAACUGUCCAAUAAAGAAGAAGAACCAGGAGAACAUCA